GGGUGCCAGAUGACAGCUUCGUAUGAAGCACAGGCUACGACGCAUCGUCCCCGUCGAGCAAUUUACAAAAACAUACUCAGGAAACACUCGCGUCACACACCAACGCCUUAGCACUCUUAUCCGAACUCUCUACCAGCAAUCCAAGGACGAAAUAUGGCUUCUUGUACGACUGCACCAAAGUGUAGAGCCUGCCCCUCGUCUUUUGAGAAAGACAGGCGUAUCUAUCGAGGAAGCUCGUCGAUGGACUCCAGUUAUGCCUCGCGAUGUCCAGUUCGACUUUGCACUCCAGCUUCUCCGACCCGUCUCAGAAUCCAAUCUGCUUUUGAUUGAGCACGAUAGAUCCCUGCCGACCCCAACCGAGCAAGCAAACAGUCAAGCUGUUGCCAUUCAGGACGAUGGUGCUUCACCACAAGCGACGGUGCCUACCUGGCUCAUUCUACGCCUCAUAUACCGCAAAGUCCGUACGGCCACCCACGCUGCGAGAGCAUGGGAUCUCAUCCUCCAACACCUUCCGCAUGCCUCACCUGAGCGCCAUGCCCCCAUCUUGCUCGUCUCCGCCCACGUCCUCCUCUCCCAUGGCCUGUUCAACCCCGUCAAAGAUCUCGUCGCCAUAUUCCUCGCUCUCCCCAUCUUCCACGAAUCUUUCCACAUAAACCUUCUCCUUCAAGUCCUCUCGAGCUACUGCACAACGCCCGAAAGUGGACUCCAUAUCAGCCGUCUGUGCGUGAGGAUCCUCGAGGCCCUAGAGAACCGCGAAAUGGCUCUGUCGCACGAGACAUAUCGCAUCUUGCUGUCGAAUAGGUACAUAACGAUGCAUCUUACGAAUGCGCUCCAAGCACGGACGCUUCGGGAGGGAAAGGUCCCGGACGUGAAGCAACUCGAGGCCUAUGCACGCAUUUACGCCCGGCAAGGAAAAAUCCACCACGUCAACACUUACGUCGAAGCUGUCCGUAUCAUGCUUAACCGGCUCGACAAACCUGCUGCUUCUUCUGCCAAACGUUCCCCACCAUCACAUGUUCACGACUUUCCUGCCGCCUUCGUAUAUCUCGAAAAGCUCGUCCGGGACACGAACACCAUCCGGCAUCCUGCCGAGCGCCAGAACCUAAACCACGGCAUUGGUCCCCACGCACACUCCCGCAAGCGAUUCGACCCCGCUCAAUGGGCCGCUCGUCUCUACGCUAUAUCUCGCGACAGGUAUAUCAACAGCGCAGCCUUGAUCUCUCACUUCCGCUACCCUGAACAAUUUCCACAAGGUUUUCGGUGGCGUAAACCCCUAUUCUACACCAUAGUCAUCAAUGGGCUUCUCCAUCGCCGGUCGCCAGGACAAGCUUAUACUCUCUGGAAAGAAUACCGACAGAGUGACCUUUGGCUCGAUCGACCCUCCCUAAUUAUCGGUAUUCGGGUCCUCACUCGAAAUGGUCUUGUCGAGGAAGCUCUUCAGCUUGUCGAAGAAGCUUAUCAGGCCGCUUGCGCUGGCGCGAUGCCGACACCGAAGCGUCUUGAGUCGCAGAGGAGCAUAUUCACGCCUGAACGGACCUUGCCCGCUUCUGUUAUGACAAAACUUAUGGCGGGUCUCGUCACGUAUUGUGGCCGGCCAGACAUCGUAUGGUACCUUUGGGAGAAUAUGGAGCUUCUGUAUGGGACGAAACCGGACGGUGAGACCCUUACGGCGCUCAUUAUCGCAGCUCGCGAAGCGUCGGCGUCGUUCGAGACUAUCUCUGGGGCUAUACGCGAGAUGCGGAUGGACAUGCGGGCUUGGAAUCCAUUUCGCUCUUCCAACACCUCUAGCUCUACCGACGAUUUUGAUGCCGCCAACAAUCCACCCCAUCCGCCUGAACAAACUACUGCGAGGUCUCUCAUCUCCGCCCGUCAAGACGCGUACGAGGGCCUCCUAUCACUUCUCCACCCUUCGGUCGUACCCACCGACACCUGGUCCUCCCAACAAGCCUACCGUCUCGCCCGCUCCAUCUUCCGUCGUAUCCUCUUCACCAACCACCCGGAACUCUACUCCGUCCAGUCACCCGCCCAGAGCAUCCGACGAUCAAGGAACGAUAUCGGCAACAGCCCCCUCCUCGACCUCAAACGCACCUUCCUCCCCUCUCGCCAGCCCAUCCCCAACACGGCCCCAAACAAUCCCAACGGCAUCUAUAUCCCUCCCCCCUCCCUGUUCCCCAGUUCCCAAAAAAGUCCGGGAACAAACCUAACGCCCCUCCUCCGCACCUCGCACCCCUCAAUCCUCCCCUCUGCCCGCGCCUUCAACGCCUACAUUCUCCUCCUCGGCUCCUUCGAGCUCGCCUCCGAAAUCCCACUCGCACUCGCGUGGAUGCGUGAGCUCGACGUGACACCCACGAAACGGACGAUCGCGCUCGCACUGGUUUAUUGGUCCGAGAUCAGUUUGAGGGCGCCGCUGAUUGAGGCGUUUAGUGCGUCGAAUGGGGGGUUGACCGGUAGCGGCUCGGCGUCGAUUUUGGGAGUGGGAGGUGUGGGAGUUGGUGGGAUUGGUGUAGGGGGCAGAAGGGCAGCAUCGCCGUAUGGGGUGCUGUUGGUGUGGUUGGAGGGGUGGUUGGGGAGUAAGAGGAUGCCGGGGGAUAGGGAGUUCGGAGCGGCGUUGAGGGAGGUGGAUAGGUUGAGGAGGAGGAGGAGGGAUAAGGGGAGGGGGGCGGCGGAGAGUGGGAGGUUGGAUUGGAAGGAUGAGGAUGAGGAGAUGGAGGGUGAGGGUGAGGAUGAUUAUGAUUAUGAUUAUCGGAGGUCGUAGUAUGUAGACUUGCUGGACUAGUGUGUAGGCUCUGCGC
This is a messenger RNA of Stereum hirsutum FP-91666 SS1, 2792 nucleotides long. RefSeq lists its product as uncharacterized. The transcript has 2 exons. Lineage: Eukaryota; Fungi; Basidiomycota; Agaricomycetes; Russulales; Stereaceae. Bases 23 to 2755 code for a protein of 910 amino acids. The record is from RefSeq and is a predicted model, not a curated record.